Maudiozyma saulgeensis is the source of this 273-nucleotide messenger RNA. The record is from the annotation of a GenBank genome assembly. Lineage: Eukaryota; Fungi; Ascomycota; Saccharomycetes; Saccharomycetales; Saccharomycetaceae.
AUGAGUACUACGACUGAUAAAGCAAACACUACCACUAAAGAGGAGAUAACGAUAACUGAAAAACCAACUAAUCAGAAGAAGACGACGUUGGAAGAAGAUGAUGAAUUUGAAGAUUUUCCAGUGGACCAAUGGCCAGCUAGCUCCACUUUGAAGGAAUCAAAAGAAUUUCACACAAACCUAUGGGAAGAAAGUUGGGAUGAUGUUGAAGUUGACGACAACUUUACAAAUGAUCUGAGAGCGGAAAUAGCGAAGUACAAACAGGAACACCAAUGA